Puntigrus tetrazona (Sumatra barb) is the source of this 4702-nucleotide messenger RNA. RefSeq names its product arylsulfatase family, member Ib (gene arsib). NCBI's taxonomy places the organism in Eukaryota, Metazoa, Chordata, Actinopteri, Cypriniformes, Cyprinidae. Bases 1730 to 3445 code for a protein of 571 amino acids. The transcript has 2 exons. The record is from RefSeq and is a predicted model, not a curated record.
UAAUGCGACUCCUUUCCCAAAUACACGGUAAAAAAAUGGCACGUACCUUUAACAUGGCAUUUACAGCAUGAAUUAUUAUUAACAUAUUUAAUGCAGUGUGGUGUAUGCUUUAUUUACACAAUAAAUUUUUAAUAUGCAUAGCUAUAUCGUGACGCAAGCCAAUGAUUUUGGUUCAGAGGCGCAUAGCUUGCUUAAUUUAAUACUUUUCCAAUUCCACAUGAAAUGCUGUAGUCAAAUUGCUCAAAGAUUGGUAUAUUGAUAAUAUAUUUGGAUCUGUACGCUUAUCUGUGAGGUUUCAAGGGCAAAAGAAAUAUAGAUUGGGGAACACUGGUUAAGACGAUACUAUUUUCUAAAAACAAAGAAGUGCUACACUUUACAUGAUGAGGUACAGUUGCAAAAGAAUAGUUAGGAAAAAAUCUGUUUUGAUGCAAAAGUAGAGCAUGGCUUUGAGCAGAUGUGUUCUGGGUGGCCUUUUGAAAAUUGUGUGUUAUCUAUCUAAUGCUGAAUUAUUGUGGAAUGGAUAAUUGUAUGCAACUUAGCCGUCACAAGCCUUACGCCAGAUCUUUGGUAGGCUAAUACUUAAAAUGAGUGUUGCAUGUCACAUGUAAUCACACGGUAAUAACAGAAAAUAUUGCAAAAUUGCAUGCAAUCAAACCUACUCCAAUAGCAAGCAUGUUGUUAAUCAGCACUUAAUGGAAGUCAGUGGCUACGGCCAACUGUUAGCUACGAACGUACUUUGAAAAGCCGAUAUCUUUUGUGCUCAAUAAAAAACUGAAGGUUUUGAACUACUAGCGAGCACAGCCUUAAAUAUAAAGGUGACUCACCAUCCUUUAGAAGAACGUUUUUGUCCAAUCGGAGCUAUUAGCCUCUCUAUUAGCAAUCUUUCUGUUUCACAAAAUGUUCUUUGUUGUGAAAGAAAGUUCUUCCGGUGACAAAAAGGUAAAAACUCGAUUUAACUCUUAAAAGAACCUUUAAACGGUUCUUUUAACAUGGCAUGGCUGUGAAGAACCUUUUAAGCACCUUUAAGAGGUCCUGGAGGGCCGUUGAGUUUUGCUCCAGACUUGAUCAAACUGACCUUCUUGUAGCUUGCAAGCAAUCAGGAACAGCACGAUUAGCUUGUUUGAUUAGGGUUGAGAAAGCCAAGUGUAGGCUAAACCACGUCAGCAUAGUGAUUUUGAGUGAACUAUGUCUUUAAAAGGCGAAUAUGUGUGUGUGUGUGUGUGUGUGUGUGUGUGUGUGUGUGUGUGUGUGUGUAGUCUCCAUACAAGUUUAUUAGUCCUAUAAAGGGGAAAAAAAUGCAUGAAACGAUUAAAUCACAGGAGGACAACGUCUCGAGUCUCAAGGGGGCUUUAAGAGAUUCAGUUCGUUCCUACCGCCUUCGUCAUGAUGGGGUUGGACUGUGUCGAAAAAAAAAGGAGGGGCUGGUUUUAAUAUCAUAGAAAAGUCUACUUUGCGUGCUCUUUGUCAGUCCAAGACGCGUUGAAUCUCAGCGCAGCCCUUCGUGGCACGGAAUGCACGGAUUUCUGCUUCACGCCAUUUCUGUUGAUGACAUGCUCGCCUCUGCACAGAUGAGACGCGUUUGUCGGUCAGCGGGUCGACUGGGUUCUGGAGACGUUUGGUGAAGUCCUCCCAGAAGCCCUCAAACGCCACGUCGCGCCGAAGAAGCACGAACGCGCGAGGACCGCGCUCUUCCCGAAGCUUCCCAGAGUCGCGCCUCCUCCCGAAGUGCAUGGCAUCGCUCGUGCUCCUCGGACUCUUCAUCACCCUCGGUCUGGAGGCUUCUGCGUCGUGCGGUGGCUCGGGGUCGAGCAGCCAAGGCGCCGAGGGCUUUCGGUUUCAACGAGCCGGAGCCAGAGCCAGACGGCCUCCGCACAUCAUCUUCAUACUGACCGACGACCAGGGUUUCGAUGACAUCGGGUAUCACAGCAGAGACGUCCGCAGCCCGACGCUGGACAAGCUGGCCUCAGAGGGAGUGCGCCUGGAGAACUACUAUGUCCAGCCGCUGUGCACUCCGUCCCGCAGCCAGCUCAUCACAGGCAGAUAUCAAAUUCACACUGGCCUCCAGCACUCCAUCAUCAGGCCGCGUCAGCCCAGCUGCCUCCCUCUGGAUGUGGUCACGCUCCCUCAACGCUUGCAGGAAGCCGGUUACUCCACUCACAUGGUGGGGAAGUGGCAUUUGGGCUUCUACCGGAAAGACUGUUUGCCCACUCGUCGCGGCUUUCACACCUACUUCGGUUCGUUGACCGGCAGCGUGGACUAUUAUACAUACGGCUCAUGCGACGGCAAGUCAUUGUGUGGCUAUGACCUCCACGAAGGUGAGUCAGUGGCAUGGGGCAAAGGGGGGAAGUACUCAACUCACCUCUACACCCAGAGAGUGCGCAAAAUCUUAGCAGCGCACGACUCAACCAGUCAGCCUCUUUUUAUCUUCCUUUCCCUUCAGGCGGUGCACACACCUCUAAAGCCACCCAAAGAAUACAUCUAUCCGUACCGCCGCAUGGGCAACGUUCCCCGCAGGAAAUACGCGGCCAUGGUUUCUAUCGUUGACGAGGCGGUCCGGAACAUAACUUACGCGCUGCGCAAGUAUGGCUUCUACCGUAAUAGCGUCGUCAUCUUCUCCACUGACAACGGAGCCCAGCCACUAACAGGGGGAAGUAACUGGCCCUUAAGAGGGUGCAAGGGAACAUACUGGGAAGGUGGCAUUAGAGGAGUGGGUUUUGUGCACAGUCCCUUAAUACGCCAGCGAAGACGGGUCAGCAGAGCCCUUAUACACAUCACUGACUGGUACCCGACCCUAGUUGGACUCGCUGGGGGCAAUGUGUCGCAGCAUCAGGGCUUAGACGGGUUCGAUGUCUGGCCUAGCAUCAGCGAAGGAAAGGAAUCCCCCAGACUGGAAAUUCUCCACAACAUCGACCCUCUUCAUCGGCGCAGUCGGGGGUCCUUCAAGGACGGAUAUGGAUUGUGGGACACCUCCGUGCAGGCGGCCAUUAGAGCGGGCGACUGGAAGCUCUUGACGGGUGACCCUGGUCACGGGGAUUGGGUGCCGCCUCAGGUGCUCACGAACUUCCCGAGCAGCUGGUGGCACCUGGAGCGACAGGUUGAGAAAAAAAGGAAAUCGGUUUGGCUCUUCAACGUGACGGGAGACCCCUGCGAACGGCACGACCUGGCGGCGCGCAGGCCCGACGUCGUCAAGGAGCUGCUGGCGCGGCUAGCCGUUUACAAUCGCACGGCCCUACCGGUCCGAUACCCGCCAGACGAUGCCCGUGCUAACCCCAGUCUGAAUGGAGGCGCGUGGAGGCCUUGGGUGGGCGACGACGAACGGGACGAAAACUGGGAUGGAAUUUAUUACAAGAGAGGGAAGAAUCGCAAAAGGAAGAAAUGCAGGGUCUGCAAACUGCAGUCGUUCUUCAAGAAGUUCAAUUUAAAGAUCACGUCAAAACAAAUAUAGGAGUCUUCUGCUUCCAAUAAUAAAGUCGACUGCUGACGGUCCUCUAAAAUACGUUGCGACAACCAAUCAAUGCCUUGUUUUAAAGCUGAAAUCUGUAGUUACAUAGAUUACCUCUACAUACGAAUAUCUCUGUUUAUGCGAGCUCGCAAAACCUGCAUGUAUAAGAAUAAUACUACAAUCGAGAAAGGUUACUGUUUUUCUAAUUGUACUGUUUUCACGAGGUCAACUUAUUGCAAUGUUGCAACAUUUGGUGGAAUUAUUAACUGUGAAACAAUAUCACGGCAAUGGCUUGAACACUCACAGACCUCUGUGGUGUCGGACCGUGAGCCAGGAGACCACGAAGAGACUACAUUUCGACACUUUAAUACAAGUACAAGCUGUUUGUUAUGGCAGACUUGAUAUUUCUUACACGGCGUGAAGGCAAUCCCCUGUUGCACACGGCAUCGCUGGAUGGAUGAUGAGGUCUCGGGGUCAGGCCCGAUAGCAUUUAGUGACCUCCUUCUUGAACCGUGUGACUUGAAACCCCUCCGAAGGGUGCGAUGGACAAGAGAGUGGUUUUGGGGGGAAAUAAAUGUGCAAGUGUGUUUUCAUAUUUCAGUUGGUUUACAUUUAAAUAUAUAAUUUUCAGACAGAGCGACGUAUCUCAGACGGCAUCAUGGGUAUUCAGUGCUUCUCAAAACUAGAGAGUGGUACUGCCCCCUUGUGAAAAAACAUGUGUAUCUUUGCAUGCCUUUAAAAAACAAGAUUGCAAAUUACACUUUCUUUUGCUUUCAGACACUUUUUUACAGUUAAAUCGAAAUGCGUUAUAGUUUACAUUACAUUAUACUUUUAUAUCAGAGCCAAUAGAUGAAAUUAAGGCUCCACUUAAGUAGGAGUUCGGUAGGGCUGCAUACUUUCAUAAUGACUUUUCUAAGCACAAUAUGUAGGUUUACUAGUAUUUCAGUGUUCUAAUCAAUGCGCUUCAUUUCUACAACUUAAAAUUGUUAACUAAAUAUCGUAAUUGCAUAACGAAAUUGCAAUGCAGCAAAUGUAUUCAUUUUAAAUGUAAUACCAAGUACCACAACAGAAAAAAUAUUACCGAGCGGCUUACUUUGUACAUGCUUUAGUGCUUAAAAAGAAGUGUGGCCUAAUUGAAGCACAGUAUUUCAAACAUUACGACGAAAUGAUUUUGAGUAUGCCUUAAUACAGUAAAAAUGUAUCAUUUCCUGUGAUUGCAAAGUGUGCUGCAAAUACAUUACACGUGUGCAUUCGGUAUAU